AUUGCAUCCUGCGCUGCAUGCAGCCCACGGACAUCAUAAGGAACAGUUGCCCCAGCGGGACCUCCCCCCCAUUCCCCCGUCUUCCCACCCAUUUACACCUUGGCCCUCUCCCGAGUUUGCCGGAUUAUUCUGUGCCAGUAUAUAACAUACUAGAUUUUCUCGGUAGUCAUGAGCAACAACUUGCGCGGCGAGAUAGAUCUUACUACAUGGUUUCAUGUUUCUGUUGCCAAAAGGAGGCCAUAACGCAGGCUUGUUAUGAGAAACGGCGUGGAUGGCCCUAAAUCUCGUUGGUAAUUACAGUCUUGGUGCGGUCAUUGGACAAGGUAGCAGUGCAGUGGUGCAUCAGGCUUGGCAGCGCGAGACAGGCGCAUUUGUAGCUAUCAAAAAGUUUGAAAGAAGCAGCAAUGACAUCAAGGCGGUAUUGACCGAGUUAGAUCUUCUGAGCAAAUUGGACCAUCCUAAUAUUGUUAAAUAUUUGGGCGCUAUAAAUGACAGCGAGGGUCUGCAUGUCGUUCUUGAAUACAUGGAAAAUGGUAGCCUCGUAUGUGAAUUUCGCGGUUGCCAUUCAAUACAAGUUCCAUGUUAGUAGGCCUCUGUGCGCAAGCUCUUUGGAGAUUUCUCGGAGCCGGUAUGUAGUUCAUACGUUAACCAGGCUAGUAUUAAGCGCAAUAAUUCACCUCACCUAAUACUGCGGUUAGGUGCUCUUUGGGCUUGAGUACCUUCACGCACAAGGUGUGCUUCAUCGAGAUAUCAAGGGGGCUAACAUCUUAACAACCAAAACUGGUGUGGCAAAAGUAGCAGAUUUUGGUGUAGCUGUCAACCCUUCAGAGUUGCUUAGAGGCGACCAUGUUAACGCAAUUUAAUGGCUUGAUGUAGGCACGAGCAGCGUCGUUUGCAGGUGCUGAUCUUGAUGAUGACAUGGUUGGGUCCCCCUACUGGAUGGCACCUGAGAUCAUUGAGAUGUCUGCAACACCCUCCGCGGCCUGUGACAUCUGGAGUCUUGGUUGCACGAUUCUUGAGCUCACAACAGGAAAGCCUCCACAUUUCGAUCUGGCACCCAUGGCAGCACUGUUUCGGAUUGUGCAAGAUGACGUACCUAGGCUUCCUGCUGGUGCGAGUGAGGCUCUGCGCGACUUUUUACUUCAAUGCUUUAAUCGUGAAGCUGCGUUGCGCGCUAAUGCCCGAGUACUUCUGGGUCAUGCAUGGCUGCAACGUGCACCCCCGCUAAGCCCCUCCGAGGCUGCUGGAUUCCCAGCGACACCUCCUAGUUGUUUCCAGCCCCCAGUUUCAAUGACUUCACAACAGCCGAGUCGCCAUGUUUCGUCUCUUAACGGCAAGGAUGAGCUGCAACGAACAAGUCGCGGCGCCAGUGGGUCAAAGUCAGUUUCAACUGAGCAUAUUAAUUCUGCUGGCGUCGUUGCACCUACCCUAAAACCAGCAGUUGCGGACAGCCAGGCGUUGAGGAAAUAUCGAGAAGAUGAAGAAGAUCAAAUUGAAGACGGCUUUGAUGUCUGCAAGAUUUUUGAUGGAAUUGGCUCCGUGUCUUGUCCAAAUGGCCCAGUGGGGAAUGGCUGGCAAGGUGCUAGGGAUGAGGUCUUGCCAUUAAACAACUCAUUUUCAAGUGAAGCUAAGUGGGAUGUUAAACCACACGAUGCAGGCUCGCGUAGAGAAUUGUCAAGAAGCAAGUUUGGGGCCUCUCUCGACACGAAGGCUGAUGUUUUAGACCCGUUCACGGUCGGUUUCUUUGAAGAUGCUGAAGAUUUUGUUCACAAUGACUUGCGGGACAGAAACAUGAAGAAGCAAGAGGAGAUUAACGAACUCCUGUUUGAUUUUGCAGCGUCUGUUAAAAAAGGUGACCAGGUCUUAUUAAGACUAUUCACACUUGUUAAACCGAUGGUUGACGAAGAGCAUAUUCUCUCUGAGCUGGGUGCAAUUUCGCUUGUUGAAGCUUUGAGAUCACAGGGAUGUGCUAUUGAAGUCCUCCAAGCGCUGCGCAUCAUCCUAUUUGCUGUUCCGAACGCGGCAGACUUACUAACGGCCUUGGGGAUCGCACCCGUGCUCACAUCUCUGAUACCAAUUACCAAACUUGACGAUAGAGUUUUGGGUCUGCUUGGCACCGUUUUGAACAUUUUUGGCCUGCGCUGUUCAGGGCCUUGCCUGAGAGUAUUUCUAUUCAGUGGGGGCCUGCAGCUUGCUGUCGAAUUGUUAAUGCCACGUGACAAGGCCGCAGGACUUAGCUCUCAGUGCAUAGCUAUUCUGGCCAGCGUUGAAUUUCUUGUUCGAGCUCUCGACGUCAAGACAGUGAAACUGCAAUUACAGAAUCCCUCGAGGGCUGCUCUCUGUCGUGCACUUGCAUUGAGGGACACACCUUCAAAACUUGCUGCGUCCCUAGAGGCAAAUCUUUGCGCUAAUUCCUCCUCCCCAGACAGAUAUUCUGCAGAGUUGAUGGCUAAUGCUCUUGCUGCCCUUUCCGACGCAGAUACUGUGGUAAAGGAGGCCAUUGCCGCAUCGAAGACAGCAACCAUAGUCUUGGGUGUACUGGCUGAGUUUCCUCAGCGGGUCCGAGACGCCUGGGAGCAAGGCUCUGAUGGGGACGCUGACGCUAAACUCACUGUGGGAUUGCUCAAAACAUUAAAGGCAAUCAGUAUGACAAGUGCAGCGGCAUUAGAUUCAUUAGCUAGUUGUGGAGCUAUUGAGACGGUUGUUGUUGUCCUUGAAGUUGCCCAGGUGGGCGCUGUCAAAGGUGAUGGAUUCACAAAGAGACUAGUCCCUCGUCGAGAUGAGCUUGAAGAUCAGCUAGUGCCAAUUGUGUACUACCUGUGUCGCAUCGAUCGUUCGCGGCUGGCUCGGGCUGCAAGAUGUGGUGCUGCAACCUUAUUGGCUACAUGUGUUGCAAGACGAAGGCAUUUGAAACAAUUUGCUCUUGCCAUUCUGUGUGAACUCUGUCAUGUGGCAGCCAGUGACAACCAAGGCGAUGUUGCCGCAGAGCUCUGGCGUGCCGGAGGUGUCCGUCUUUACGUUCGACUAUUGGAUGAAGCUUACUGGUGUGUAAGAGCACUCGCUGCUCUGAGCUCUUGGCUUAAGGCCGACAUUUCAGUCGAAUCUGCGAUGUCUGAACCCUAUUGUGCAAAGUCAAUGGUGUUUCUUUUUCAAAGAUUGGAUGGGGCGGAGUUUGAACAGGCUCUAGAACCACUACUUGAUGCUUGCAAUACAUCUCCUCGUUUUGUAAGGGCGCUCCUAGAUGUGUCAGCUGAUUUAAAGAGGUAUCUAUUUGUUCUUGAAAUCGGCCACAAACUCGAAAGAUAUACCAGCGCAAUUACAAGGAAAACCCUACUUGAAAUUCUCAGGGCGACUCUUGCUACAAUGGACAAUCCAAGAAAUCUUCUCCUCGAGACCAACAUCGACAAUGUUCUCAUCUCGCUGCUAACAGAUGAUGCGAUCUCAGGCCAAGUGCUGGUCAUGAAUCUCGCAGGGAACAUCCUGCUUGUAGCGGCUUGAAAUGAAAGAGAUACACUGAAGGGCGAAUUUCCUCGGCUAACUCGGCGCUUCCCGGCCCGGGCACUCGCUAGUGUACGGACGCUUCCCCAAGUACACUUGGCAAACAUACAAACUGUAAAUUCUUGAGUUUAUAUUUUUCGAAUUUUACCACAGACCCCC
Pelagomonas calceolata is the source of this 3657-nucleotide messenger RNA. Lineage: Eukaryota; Pelagophyceae; Pelagomonadales; Pelagomonadaceae. The record is from the annotation of a GenBank genome assembly.